Messenger RNA from Aspergillus brunneoviolaceus CBS 621.78, 381 nucleotides. RefSeq lists its product as uncharacterized. The transcript has 3 exons. Bases 1 to 381 code for a protein of 126 amino acids. The record is from RefSeq and is a predicted model, not a curated record. Lineage: Eukaryota; Fungi; Ascomycota; Eurotiomycetes; Eurotiales; Aspergillaceae.
AUGCUAUCUCGCAUUGAUGAGCUGGCGCUACAGGGAUCCCAUGAAGCGAACAAUGUCGGCUACUUGACUCUAACCCACGCCGUUAACGCCAUCUUAUUAUUAGUGCCCUACAUGAAGGAGACAGCGACGCACAUUUUAAUUGAGAGGAAACCUCCAAUUAGACUAGGUAAUGCUACACCACCACGCAACACUCCCUGCAUGUCUGCCGAUAGUCCACCUUCGCGUUACAUAGUACUCCGUAUUGGAGGUAUUGGUGGUGGUACUAUGUGCGCAUGUCAAAAAUCUUCCACCAACCGCCUAGUCAGCCCAAUCACAUCGACCCCGAAACUAAGGUACAGAAUGACUGAUCCUUCGGCCAGCCCGCUCAGCAAGAACAAUUAG